Messenger RNA from Dovyalis caffra, 1122 nucleotides. NCBI's taxonomy places the organism in Eukaryota, Viridiplantae, Streptophyta, Magnoliopsida, Malpighiales, Salicaceae. The record is from the annotation of a GenBank genome assembly.
AUGAGAGGAAGGAAGAGUAGCGGCAGUGGUUGUAAUAAAGUGGUGGUUAGUGGUGUCUUUUUGUCAGUGAGCUUGAGAAAUGAUGGGCUUAUGCAGGAAUCUAAGGUGUGUUUGGUACAAAACGGAGAUAGCAAGAGCCUGGAAGAGGAGGAUAAGGUGGCUGAGGGAGGUAAUAUUGUUUUGGAGGGUAAAGAGAAACGGAAGGUUCAGGCACGAGGAGGUGUUGCUAUAAAUACGACUAAGCAUUUGUGGGCUGGUGCUAUUGCUGCCAUGGUUUCAAGAACUUGUGUGGCUCCGCUUGAGCGAUUAAAACUGGAAUAUAUAGUUCGUGGUGAGCAAAAGAAUAUAGCUGAGCUAAUCAAGACAAUUGCUAUUACUCAAGGCUUGAAGGGUUUUUGGAAGGGGAACCUUGUUAACAUUCUUCGCACGGCUCCUUUUAAAGCUAUCAAUUUUUGUGCCUAUGAUACGUAUAGGAAGCAACUGCUUAGAUUCUCUGGAAAUGAGGAAACCACGAAUUUCGAAAGGUUCGUUGCUGGUGCUGCUGCUGGCAUUACUGCGACAAUUCUCUGUUUACCGCUUGACACGAUCCGGACCAAGAUUGUUGCAUCUGGUGGCGAAGCUUUGGGCGGUGUAAUUGGUACUUUUCGCCACAUGAUACAAACUGAAGGUUUCUUUUCGCUUUACAAGGGCUUAGUACCUUCUAUCUUAAGUAUGGCGCCAUCAGGGGCAGUUUUCUAUGGCGUGUAUGACAUACUGAAAUCAGCUUAUCUGCAUUCACCGGAAGGUAGGAAGAGACUUCAGUAUAUGAGCCAUCGCGAGCAGGAAUUAAAUGCCUUGGACCUACUGGAGUUGGGACCAAUCAGGACAUUAGUGCAUGGGGCAAUUGCUGGUGCUUGUGCAGAAUUUGCUACGUAUCCAUUUGAAGUUGUGAGGAGACGGCUUCAGUUGCAAGUCCAGGCUACCAAGAUGAGUGCAUUGGCGACCUGUGUCCAGCUAGUUGAGCAAGGAGGAAUUCCAGCUCUUUAUGCAGGACUCUUUCCCAGCUUGCUGCAGGUACUUCCUUCAGCAGCAAUAAGUUACUUUGUUUAUGAGUUUAUGAAGAUUGUUCUCAAAGUGGAAUGA